Phoenix dactylifera (date palm) is the source of this 903-nucleotide messenger RNA. RefSeq names its product large ribosomal subunit protein eL21x/eL21w-like. Gene Ontology annotation, cellular component: ribosome. Gene Ontology annotation, biological process: translation. Lineage: Eukaryota; Viridiplantae; Streptophyta; Magnoliopsida; Arecales; Arecaceae. The record is from RefSeq and is a predicted model, not a curated record. Gene Ontology annotation, molecular function: structural constituent of ribosome.
GUAGAGGGGCGAAGCCUGAUGGGAGGCAGGUAGCAUUUCAUCCCUUUCCGCCCAAUACGUCCGCGCACCCAGCCAGACCGAAAUAAAUUUGAAAUAGACCGGCUAUGAUUUAGGCCGGUCCAGUCCGAUCCGACCGAGGCACCGAAUGUCCCUCGCAAUAAAUCGCAGGAUCCCAAACCCUUCCUAGGCUUGCCAUUUCAUAUUGCUUCCUUCGAAACCUAGCCGCAAGAGAGGAGCAGAGGGAGGGGGAGAGAUGCCGGCCGGCCAUGGGCUCCGAGCGAGGACGAGGGAUCUCUUCUCGCGUCCCUUCAGGAAGAAGGGGUACAUCCCGCUAACGACGUACCUCCGGACCUACAAGAUCGGCGACUACGUCGACGUCAAGGUGAACGGCGCCGUCCACAAGGGAAUGCCCCAUAAGUUCUACCACGGCCGCACUGGUCGCGUCUGGAACGUCACCAAGCGCGCCAUCGGCGUGGAGAUCAACAAACAGGUUGGGAACCGAAUCAUUAAGAAGAGGAUCCAUGCGCGCGUGGAGCACGUGCUGCCUUCCAGGUGCACAGAAGAUUUCCGCUUGAGGAAGAAAAUGAACGACCAACUCAAGGCAGAGGCGAAGGCACGCGGCGAGAUUAUCAGCACAAAGCGGCAGCCGGAGGGCCCCAAGCCUGGUUUCAUGGUUGAAGGAGCCACGUUGGAGACUGUCACUCCAAUUCCCUAUGAUGUGGUCAAUGAUCUCAAGGGUGGCUAUUAAGGUGUUAUUUUGUCUCGAAUUUUUGCCUCCGCUUGCUUCUUAAUUUGUUUGAGCUUUUUGGUAGUCGUUGCAUGCUGUUUUGUUUUGAACGUUUUGAUACCUAAAAUAGAAAUUUCUCUGCUUCCGCGAUGGUUAGAGCUCAGCAGACUUGGGUA